AUGUCACGGCAACCCAACAUGCGAGACCGCGGCGCACCACAACCAGGUCCGUACGGUCCAAACAACCCUCCACCGCCUCCGUCCGAGCCCCCACCGAGGGGACCCAGAGAACACGAAGACCGGGGUAGAGGUGUUGACGAUGUCGAAGGCGAGAAGAUGCAAGGUCGACGCCGUCCGCAGCUCGCUGUACGAAAACGAGAUUACGCACGGGCGGAAGAAGAACUGCGAGUGAGACAGCGAGAUCGUGAUCGGAGUCGUUCGCCUGCCCGUCGUCAAGAUCCACGCGAUGAGCAAGAUUGGCGUGGCGAGCGAGCCCGGUAUCGAGAGCGAUCGCCGCUGCGUCGGGAGCCCGUCGACGUGGAGCCGCAGCGAGAGGACCGGAAGCCAGAGAACGCGGAGUCCCUACGGGUUGCUGAUUGCAAAGCCGCCUUCACUGAUAAGAAGGGUUGUUUUCGGUGUGGAGAGCAAGGACACAUCGCUCGUGCUUGCAAGGUCCGAGUUGGCCAGAGCAAGACUGAUGCUGAGGUUGCGGCCGAUGAGGGGAAGGCUAUGGCUGGUCGAUACGGUGGCCGCGAUGACGAUAGGCAUUGGUCGCCCAGGCAGGAUGCUGCCUUCCGAAUCAGUCGCACGAGAGAUACCAGCCGACUGGAAGCUCACAUCCAGCAAGCGUACGGCCAAGAUCAAGAUGCGCAGCAACAUCAUCAGGAGCACUUCAGUGAGGCGCCUUCGCGUUCAGAGUACUUCGUCGAGGACGAAGUGGACUGGGACGACGAUGCUUUAGAGACGGCCCAUGUUGCCCCCGCGGUGAGAAUGAGUACUGGUCGGAAGAUGCCACAGCCUGAGUAUCCGAGGCACGAGGAGCCCUACCGUCAACAGGAAGUCCCCGAAUUCCCUUCUACAACCACUCAGCAUGCGCCAGUUCAGCCCACGCACCGCAGAUCCAGUCAAACGCCCAGCACGGCAAAGUCAGCCAAAGAGCCCAAGCUAGGACUACCGCACCUCCAGAACCCAGAGAACGGGGAGUUCCCGCCGACAGUGCACGACCUUCGCGGCUACGACUACCGCAUCUUCGCCACAUAUGCCGCCAAACCCAAGUCCCAGCGCUUCGUCAACGGCGCCAACGGCAAGAUCGCACCGGGCAUGUACGGCUCCGAACAACGCCACGAUCUGGGACUUUGCUUCACCACGUACCUUACGAAGAAACGUUGUGAGAUGGGUGUCAAGUGUCCCUGGCGCCAUCACCCGCUUUCGAACACUGAAAAGGCUUGGAUCAUUGAGUACGGCAAGCAGAAGGGCAAGGAGUUCAUUGAGAACGUGGACCGGUGGUGGGCGUUUCCUGAGACACCGGUGCCGGGUACUUCUAUGCAGGGCCUGGGUGACGGCGAGAACUAG
Alternaria arbusti is the source of this 1392-nucleotide messenger RNA. RefSeq lists its product as uncharacterized. Gene Ontology annotation, molecular function: nucleic acid binding; zinc ion binding. The record is from RefSeq and is a predicted model, not a curated record. Lineage: Eukaryota; Fungi; Ascomycota; Dothideomycetes; Pleosporales; Pleosporaceae. Bases 1 to 1392 code for a protein of 463 amino acids. The transcript is spliced from 3 exons.